AUGGUUUUUGGCCAUCUUCAUUGAAAAAAAACCCCUUAUAUAUAGCCCUAAUUUUCCCUGCAAUUAGCGCGUAAAUUCUCCAUAUCAAUUUGGUUGUUACAAGCUCAACAGAAUCAAGGGGCAAUAUCGUCAAUAGAAACAUAACGGAAUGAAAUUUUCAAACGCACAUUUCGAAAGUUUGUUACUCAACUGCUUCUUCUUCUUCGUCGAUUCUCUCUCGCUCUCUGAGUUGUGGUGGUGGUGGCAAUGGAGAAUCUGAUACAAUUGGUGAACAAAAUCCAAAGAGCAUGCACCGCGCUCGGCGAUCACGGCGAGGAGAGUGCCUUGCCCACUCUCUGGGAUGCCCUUCCCUCCAUCGCCGUCGUCGGAGGACAGAGUUCAGGGAAAUCUUCAGUGUUGGAGAGCAUUGUUGGGAAGGAUUUUUUGCCUCGUGGAUCUGGAAUUGUUACGCGGAGGCCUCUUGUUUUGCAGCUUCAUAAGAUUGAUGAUUCCAGAGAGUAUGCUGAAUUCAUGCACCUUCCAAGGAAGAGAUUUACUGAUUUUGCUGCUGUAAGACAAGAGAUAGCUGAUGAGACUGAUAGAGAAACAGGUCGCUCCAAGGGUAUUUCAUCAGUUCCCAUCCAUCUCAGUAUCUACUCUCCUAAUGUUGUCAAUCUGACACUGGUUGAUCUUCCGGGACUUACAAAAGUUGCUGUUGAGGGUCAACCAGAUAGCAUUGUGCAAGACAUUGAAAAUAUGGUUCGGGCCUUUAUCGAAAAGCCGAAUUGCAUCAUUUUGGCAAUAUCUCCUGCUAAUCAAGACCUUGCUACUUCAGAUGCAAUUAAGAUUUCCCGUGAAGUAGAUCCCAAAGGGGAAAGGACAUUUGGAGUUUUGACAAAGAUUGAUCUUAUGGACAAAGGUACUGAUGCAGUUGAAAUCCUUGAAGGUAGAUCAUAUAAGUUAAAUUACCCUUGGAUUGGUGUUGUUAAUCGCUCCCAAGCUGACAUCAACAAAAGUGUUGAUAUGAUUGCGGCUCGACGUAGAGAGAAUGAGUAUUUUGCAAACACCCCAGAAUAUAGACAUCUUGCUAGCAGGAUGGGCUCUGUGCAUCUAGGAAAGGUGAUGUCUAAGCAUUUAGAAACUGUUAUCAAGUCUCGGAUCCCAGGGCUUCAAUCACUCAUUAACAAGACUAUUAUUGAGUUGGAGACAGAAUUGACCCGUAUUGGGAAACCUAUUGCCGCUGAUACUGGAGGGAAGUUGUACAUGGUAAUGGAAAUCUGUCGAACUUUUGAUCAGAUAUUUAAAGAUCAUCUUGAUGGCAUACGAUCUGGUGGUGAGAAAAUUUACCAAGUAUUUGAUAAUCAAUUUCCAGCAGCUCUAAAAAGGCUGCAGUUUGACAAGCAUCUAUCAAUGGACACUGUACGCAAACUAAUAACUGAAGCAGAUGGGUAUCAACCUCAUCUCAUUGCUCCUGAGCAAGGAUAUCGCCGACUUAUUGAAUCUUGCAUAGUAUCAAUGAGAGGCCCUGCUGAAGCAGCAGUUGAUGCUGUUCAUGGAAUUCUGAAGGAUAUGAUUCACAAGUCUAUGAGUGAGACAAUGGAAUUAAAGCAGUACCCUACCUUGAAAGUCGAGCUCGGAAGUGCAGCUGUUGAUUCACUGGAAAGGAUGAGAGAAGAAAGUAAGAAAGCAACUCUGCAAUUAGUAGACAUGGAAUGUGGUUAUUUGACAGUUGAAUUCUUUCGCAAACUUCCUCAAGACGCAGAGAAGGGCGGAAAUCCAACCCACUCACUUUUUGACAGAUAUAAUGAUGCUUAUCUUCGUCGAAUUGCUACCACUGUCUUGUCAUAUGUGAACAUGGUAUGUGGGAGUCUAAGGCAUACCAUUCCCAAGUCUGUAGUUUAUUGUCAAGUGCGGGAAGCAAAGCGCAGUUUACUGGAUCAUUUCUUCACAGAGUUGGGGAAAAAAGAGGGUAAACAACUAGCUGCAUUGCUGAAUGAGGAUCCAGCAAUCAUGCAGCAAAGGACCUCACUUUCUAAGAGGUUAGAGCUGUAUAGAAGUGCCCAAUCAGAAAUUGAGGCUGUUGCAUGGGACAAGUAAAAAAGAAUAUUGUAGUUAUAUUUUUUCUGGCACGGGUCAGUGAAGUUAUUUUCACCGAAUAAGGCUAUGCUCCUACGUUUGUUUUUUUUCUUCUGGUGUAAUUCAUUUUCGUAUUCACUUAUUUACUACAUUGUUAAAAUCUGUGCUCAUUCUUUUUGUGGAAGGAAGAAAAUGGAUGAUAAUAGUUAAGAGUUGGAUGAACUAAAGUGAUGAACAAACUCUGCUUUUUGUGGAGCUCUUAUGAAUAAAUUAACUAUAUAGUGAUAAUUCUGAGUUAACUUCUACUGAGGUAGACACAUAUUCAACAACAAAAAUUGUAGUUGUUGGAUUCGGUUAUUUCUACCAACUAUUCAGCAAAAAUUAGCAGUGUAUAAAUUCUGCUAGUCUUAAUAUUGGGAACAAAUUUAU
Molecule: messenger RNA, 2484 nt
Organism: Lotus japonicus
Lineage: Eukaryota; Viridiplantae; Streptophyta; Magnoliopsida; Fabales; Fabaceae
Product: dynamin-related protein 5A-like
Exons: 16
Coding region: 247-2076 (609 amino acids)
Cellular component (GO): cytoplasm; microtubule; membrane
Molecular function (GO): GTP binding; microtubule binding; GTPase activity
Source: RefSeq, a predicted model, not a curated record